UUCCCAUCCCUGCACUGCCCCAUCCCUCUUCUCUCUCCUUUACCUCUAUUAGUUAGCCUCGGUAGCUCUCAGAGCUAACAACCUCCGCACCUCUAGACACCCAGACCCCUGCCUUGCCCGAACCCAGCCACGCUGCACUAUGACCAGCCUCAGAGCCAGACGGAGGGCCCUGGCCCUGGUUCUCCUGGUUGUCCUCCAGCUUCAGGCCUGUAGGGGACAGGGUGCUGCUGAGCUCAGGAAGCCCAUCUACCAGAGACUCAGACGACUAGACGAUCAGUUCCGUCGAUUCCAGGAACAGACCCUGAGCCGGUUAGAGCUUCUGUCCCAUAUGUCUAACGUGUCGACCUCCCUAGAGGUCAGAGUUCAGACCCUGUCUGACCAACACAGAAACCUCACCCAGGAACUAACACAACUCAGAGACACCGCCACACAGGAUCUGGACGGACUGAAAGACUGGAGCAGGAAACUACAGAAGAAGAACAAGAGGAUGGAGGGAAGAUUGGCCUCGCUGGAGAGAGGACUGAGAGAGAGACACAGACAGGGACAGGGCAGCAGGCAGACCCAGAGACCGAGUCAGGAGCAGGGAGAGUCUCUCUCCAGCCUCACCCUGGAGCUACACAGCCAGGAGGGGCGUCUCGACUCCCUGGAAGCCCAGCGAGAGGAGCUUCUGGUUGGGCUGAGAGGUCUCCAGGAGUCCCUGAGGGAACAGGAUCUCCGGAUGAGCCGGCUCGAAGGGAGGCUGGGGGAGCUUUUACAGGGGAAUGUAGUCUCUUCCAGGGGAUCAGAGAGGACAGGAGACCCCCUCACCUCCAACCUCACCCCCCAGGACACAGCACCCCCACAGAGGACCCAGGCCUCCAGAGGACAGAGCCCAAGACAGGACACCCAGACCCAGCCCGGACACACCCAGACAUAUUACCAGCACCAGCCCAAACCCCAACCCCAUUCCCAGCCAAAACACACCAAAGACAGGAGGAUGAGGACAAGACUACAGCCUCCACCUCCCCACCCCACACAGCCUCCUUUUCAGUCCCAGGAGGAGAGGAAGAGGCUGGGGGAGAGAGGACAGGAGAGCCCACGGCCUGGUCGUCCUCAACAUGGGCCAAAACCACAGUCUGUGGAGGAGACGAGAGAGGAGGAAGAGAUGGAGAGGAGGAGGGGGGACGAGGUGUGGAGGAAGAGUGAAGUGAAGCGGACAGAGAGGAGGAGGGGAGAGGAAGAGCGGACAGAGAGGAGGAGGGGAGAGGAAGAGCGGACAGAGAGGAGGGAGGGAGAGGAGGAAGAGGAGGAGAUGAAAGGAGAGGAAUCACAAAUCCAGAACCUUCUCCAGCUUCCAGUGAGACAUAAGAUCCCUCUGCAGCACAUCCCCAGGAGAGAAGCUACCAUCUGUAAUGUGGACUCCAUGCUCCUGUUUCCGUCAGCUUCCUCUGAGAACUACGUCACCUUCUCCCGGAGCUUCCCUGCUCUUCCAGAACUCUCCGUGUGCCUGUGGAUCCGCGUCGACGUCGGUUACGUAGGAACGCUCCUCUCUUACGCCACGGAAGACGACGACAACAAACUAGUCCUAUACGGACGCAACUCCUCCUCCUCCUCAUACUCUUCCUCCACCCCCAGCCGAGCAACCCUGGACUUCGUGGUGGGAGACCCUGCGUACCGUGAGCUCCCUGUGGACUCUGUGCUGGACGGGUGCUGGCACCACCUCUGUGUCCUCUGGUCCUCUAUCCAGGGACGUUUCUGGCACUACACCGACCGGCGCCUGACCUCCGCAGGGUCACGGUUCAGGAAGGGUUACGAGGUGCCGGGAGGGGGGUUAGUGGUGCUGGGAGCAGAGCAGGACAGCCAGGGGGGAGGGUUUGAUCCCACCGAGGGGUUCGUGGGGCGCCUGGCGGGGUUCACCGUGUGGGACCGGGUAUUGAGUCCUGGGGAGGUGACGGGGGUGGCUAUGGGGAGGGGGGUACCCCGGGGGGUGGUGCUCGAGUUGGGGGAUGUUGACGGAGUUCAUGGGGAGGUGCAGCAGGUAGCCUGCGAGUGCCUGGAACACUGUAGCUGAGACGUUUGAUUCCAAACUGACACUAACCGCUCGUCCCUCAUCCCUCGUCCCUAUAGGCACUCCUAGAUCUACAGUGUGGUCCUUUAGGGCAGAGUGGGCUGGUUUUUACUUCUCUGUACUUGAUUGAUCAAUUAAGGUAAUUGAUUUCCCCUCACCUGGUUGUCUAGGUAUUAAUUGGGUGUUAAUUAAAAAUAAAUAAUAACAAAUAACAACAACCAGCCUACGGGUUUACUUGGGAUUCAGCUGUCUAAAUGUUUUAAUAUCAAUCAAUUAACUACCAGGGAGAAUGAAGACCGGCAGAACUGCCCUUCGGACUUAAUGUGGACCUAUAUUGAAAGAGGAACCCUAACACUUCUCUGACCUUAAACAGUGCCACUGACACACUGUAAAAUGAGCAUGUGAAUGAAAGCCAUCAAUUAUUACUUAAAGCAAUGUUAUAUGGCUAAACAAAGACUGUUUCAUAUCAUAUAUAUUGUUACCCAGCAACAGACAGACAGAGAGAGAGAGCGAGAGAGACAGACAGACAGAGGGACAGACAGACAGGCAGAGGGACAGACUGUUUAUCGUUCAGAUUGUUCUGUUAUAAAGUCAACAGACUAGCUGCUAGUUGACCAACUGACAUCUGAUGUCAGUUAUUAUCAUGCUAAUAAAUCAAGAUGAUGUCAGUUGGAGCUGCUCUCUACUCUACUGGAUAUAUAACAGUCAUCAUUCAUGAGACAAAUGAUCCUUUAUCUAUAAACAUUGAUUCACUCAG
Molecule: messenger RNA, 2804 nt
Organism: Salmo salar (Atlantic salmon)
Lineage: Eukaryota; Metazoa; Chordata; Actinopteri; Salmoniformes; Salmonidae
Product: pentraxin-4
Source: RefSeq, a predicted model, not a curated record